This is a messenger RNA of Argentina anserina (silverweed cinquefoil), 1614 nucleotides long. Its product is annotated as protein NUCLEAR FUSION DEFECTIVE 4. Bases 1 to 1614 code for a protein of 537 amino acids. Gene Ontology annotation, cellular component: membrane. Lineage: Eukaryota; Viridiplantae; Streptophyta; Magnoliopsida; Rosales; Rosaceae. The record is from RefSeq and is a predicted model, not a curated record. The transcript is spliced from 2 exons.
AUGUCUUCCUCAUCAAAAUCUUUCCAAUGGUUGAGCCUUGUGGGCAUCAUAUGGCUUCAAUCCAUAAACGGAACAAACACCACCUUCCCUGCUUACUCAUCCCAACUCAAGAACACUCUCUCAUUGUCCCAACUACAAAUCAACAAUCUCGUCUUCGCCUCCGACGCAGGGAAACUCUUUGGUUGGUUUUCCGGCAUUGCUGCUUUUUACCUUCCCCUUUGGCUAGUCCUCAUGAUCGGCUCACUUCUGGGGUUGAUUGGCUACGGCAUCCAGUUUCUGUUCGUAACAGGCCAAAUCGCAUCUCCAGCAUAUUGGCAAAUAUUCCUGCUCACCAUGGUGGCCGGAAAUAGUGUUUGUUGGAUCAACACCGUUUGCUAUGUUGUUUGCAUUCGAAACUUUCCAUUUCACCAACAAGUUGCUGUGGGACUAACAACAAGUUACCAAGGGCUGAGUGCAAAAAUCUACACAGAUAUAGUUAGUGCUGCUUUUUCUUCUUCACCUCAUAAGAGAGUUCAGGCCUAUCUCCUUCUAAACUCUCUCAUGCCUUUACUAGCCUGUGUUGUAGUGGCACCAUUGGUGACAGAAAUUGAUGUGCUUACAGGGAAGUCAAGAAACAUAGCAACGGGGUUCAACUUGAUGUUCCUUAUAACCAUCGCCACCGGAAUCUAUGCCGUCAUCACCAGUUUAGGAUCAAUGAUCGGCCUAGACAGAAUGAUAGGUACCGGGGUGUUCCUACUCAUCCCCUUGGUAAUCCCAAUUGUGGAAAUCAUCAAAGAAAUUAUAUCAAGACGGUGGAGCCUAGACAGAGAGAAAAGAGUGUACAAUGUCAGCAUAGAUGAUCAUAAAGGCCUUGAGAGCAUAGAAAGUGGUGUGGUGAAAGUCGAAGAAGGAGAGGAAAAUACUCAAAUUAGUACGGUGCAGGUACUUAAUGAGGUCGAUGAAGUACCAGUUCAGCAAGUGUUUGGUGUUAGAGAGGAGAUUGGAGUGAAGUUGAUGGUGAGAAGGAUAGAUUUCUGGUUAUAUUUCCUAGUGUACUUUUUCAGUGCAACAAUUGGGCUUGUGUUCCUAAACACCUUGGGACAGAUAGCAGAGUCAAGAGGUUCAUCCAAAACUUCUUCCCUGGUUUCUUUAUCUUCUUCAUUCGGGUUCUUUGGUCGUCUCAUGCCUUCACUUCUGGAUUAUUUCUUCUCUAGAAGCAAGUAUAUGAUUUCAAGGCCCGCAUUCAUGGCUACAUUAGCUGCACCGAUAGCAGGAGUUUUCUUCUUGCUUCUCGACCCAGCUAACGUCUCGCUUAUCAUCAGCACUGCUAUCAUAGGAGUGUGCACUGGAGCAAUCACUUCUAUUGCCGUCUCCAUAACCACAGAGUUGUUCGGUACCAAGAAGUUCUCAAUAAAUCACAAUGUGGUGGUUUCAAAUAUUUCAAUCGGGUCGUUUGUUUUUGGCUACACAUCUGCUCUUCUUUAUCGCAAGGAAGGCAAUGAAGGUGGUAGGUGUGUGGGAAUGGCUUGUUACAGAAGCACCUUCAUUAUCUGGGGUAGUCUUUGUACGUUGGGGACUGUUCUAGCUUUAAUGCUAUAUGCUAGAACAAGAAAGUUCUACUCCAAAAGAUCAUAG